Molecule: messenger RNA, 3510 nt
Organism: Epinephelus fuscoguttatus (brown-marbled grouper)
Lineage: Eukaryota; Metazoa; Chordata; Actinopteri; Perciformes; Serranidae
Product: kidney mitochondrial carrier protein 1
Exons: 9
Coding region: 145-1005 (286 amino acids)
Biological process (GO): mitochondrial transport
Cellular component (GO): mitochondrial membrane
Source: RefSeq, a predicted model, not a curated record
AGGCGCACGCGGGGCUGGACUUCUCAAACGCCGGCGGGGAUUGAAACGCAGCUUCACCUCUGAGCCUCAGACUUCAGUAUCAGUCCCUUAGCUCGCAGGUCCACCGGGUGGUUUUCACCGUGAUUCGGUGCACGACUGGACAAAAUGUCCAACAUCAACUGGAAGCCCUUUGUGUACGGCGGGCUCGCUUCCGUGACGGCGGAAUGCGGGACUUUCCCAAUCGACCUAGCAAAGACUCGACUUCAAGUUCAAGGCCAAGUAGGCGACAGCAAGUACCGAGAGAUCCGGUACCGAGGCAUGCUCCAUGCUAUAGUGAGGAUAGGAAGAGAGGAGGGGCUCCGGGCACUGUAUUCUGGAAUAGCUCCUGCUAUGCUGCGCCAGGCCUCCUAUGGGACCAUAAAAAUUGGCACAUACCAGAGCUUUAAGCGACUGCUGGUUGACAGGCCGGAGGAUGAGACAUUGCUGACUAAUGUGAUGUGUGGCAUUCUCUCUGGAGUCAUCUCAUCCUCCAUCGCCAACCCCACUGAUGUGCUGAAGAUCCGCAUGCAGGCUCAGGGAAAUGUGAUCCAGGGCAGUAUGAUGGGCAACUUCAUCAACAUCUACCAGGAGGAGGGAACAAGAGGACUGUGGAAGGGCGUCUCCCUAACAGCCCAACGGGCAGCCAUUGUGGUUGGGGUUGAAUUACCGGUGUAUGACAUCACCAAAAAGCAUCUUAUCUUGUCGGGUCACAUGGGGGACACUGUGUACACACACUUUGUGUCCAGCUUUGCGUGUGGUCUGGCUGGGGCUUUGGCGUCAAACCCAGUGGACGUAGUCCGGACACGCAUGAUGAACCAGAAAGGAGGAGCCCUGUACCAGGGAACACUGGACUGUAUACUGCAGACGUGGCGCUCCGAGGGCUUCAUGGCCCUCUACAAGGGUUUCUUUCCCAACUGGCUCCGCCUGGGACCCUGGAACAUCAUCUUCUUCCUCACAUAUGAACAGCUGAAGAAGAUCAAUGUGUGACAGACAGAAGGAGACGGGGAAGAAGAGACGAGUAUGUGCUCACGCUCCAAGACGAGCUGAGAGGACCAAAAAAAUCAGGAAUGGCUGGAUGAUGACGGAUCCUUGAUGGAACCACUGAACUGGGGAAGGUGGUUUAUGUAGACCCAUGUAAGAAGGGCGGCAUGAGAUUUGCCAGAUUCCUGUUUGGGCUACAUGUCUCGUAAAGCCUGUGGCAAGUGUGGAAGACACUCAUAUCUGAUGUUUAUGCUCAUCCACAUGCUGUGUUCAGCUUAUGCCUACCAUACACUGAGAGACUUUGAAAAUACUUCUAAGAGCCUGACACCCUCGCGCAUGUAAAGACAAUGUGAAUUUUUCAGUCACAGGCUGCAAAGAGUAGGGAUCGCUCUUUGCAGACUACAGCUAGAUUCCUUUAGAGAUCCUACUCCUGGUGAAAAUAUUACACCAAAUUAAGAAAUAUGACAUAUUAACAAUUCCUUACUCGGCAUCAAUAUAAUCCAUAAAGAUAAACUGUUUUUGCGUACAAGCUUCACAUUUUGGAUUUUGACACCUCAACUCUCUACUCGCCAUUGGUUAGCUCAGAGGUGGUAUGGAUGUUUUACUGGGAGAGAGACCAUGAGAAUGAGAGGCGAACCAUUUCAAAAAUUAAGAUUUCUCACAAAUAUAAGAGCUGGAUGGUGAUCAGAUACACAACAAAUUAAACACACUCCUGUUCACUCCACAACCCCAGAAGUUUCUCCCCCUUUCAAAAGUCCAAGAGAACCAGGUCUUAGUUACGGUCUUGCACCUCUCUGGAGUCCCCUCCUUGUUUACUGUCUAACCGGUUUGCUGCUUCCUGUUUGGAUCUGGAGACAGCGCAGCUAUUGGUCGUUGACAAUGUUCAUGCCAUUGAACUUCACUGUUUGCAUGAGCCAAGACAAAAAAUUUAAGAUAAUAUAACAUGUUUGAUUUUGCCGGAACAUCAAGACGAGAUAAAGUCUUACUUAAGACAGCUUGUAGGGAAUUUUAUGACCACCUUACACCAUAUGAUUUAGAUCAUGGGAGUGCACACCAACUGAGAUAAAACUCACAAUUUUAUUUUGACAUUGGACAAUGAAAUCACUUAAAAAGUUGUGUAAGGCCGGUAUUAACCACUCAUUUAAAGGCCCAGUGUGGAUUUAGGGGGAUAUAUUGACAGAAAAUGGGAUAUAAUAUUAUAACUAUGUUUUCUUAGUGUAUAAUCACCUUUAAAAUAAGUUUUAUUUUGUUUUUGUUUCCCUAGAAUGAGCCGUUUAUAUUUACAUAGGGAGGGCGUCCUCUAUGGAGAUGGCCACAUUAAGCCCCCGUGUUUCUACAGUAGCCCAGAAUGGACAAAUGUCUGGAAAAAAAAAACAAAGUCUGAAAACCGCUAGUUUGUAACAUGAGACUGCUUUAUUCAGUGUUUAAACCGUUUAAAUCACCUCGUCCAUUUGUUUUAGAGACAAAGAGACCUCUGCAUAUAAUUCGGGUCACAGUAAAAACCUACUGAACAAUGAACACUUCAGGAAUUCUAACCGGUGGAAGUUUCAGCUGGUUGCAAUCCCAAAUCCUCACCACUAGAUGCCACUAAAUCCCCCUAAUUCUUAUACACUGCUCCUUUAAAUUUAAGGUCACUUAAUUUAUUGUGUGGUACUUUGGAAAGAAAAACAGUCCAAGACUCUUGAAUAUGUAGAUUCUUUUUUUAGGCAAAACUGCUUUAAAAUGGCUCUAAUGUGGUCUUCAAACUGAGUGCCUUAGUUUGUGACGCAGGCUUGUCUGCGCCGAAUCGCUUAAGGACCGAGAAUGUCAGAGAGCAGCUGACAAUCGCAGUGAUCAUUCCCUUUUGAAAAGAAAAAUGUUUGUGUGCAUGAACACUUGGACUAAGAUGUGGUGUUUUUUUUCUACAUUUCUAAAUUGAGCGUUGGGUGUGUGGAAAGGUGAAAUUAUUUAUUAUUCUAAGUGUCUCCCUGGAGUAUUAUUUACAGAGUUCAGAGCCAAGAAUACAUCACAGUGUACUGUAAUAAAUAAGAGUCAUAUAAAGAGCCCAGAGAGCAGUGUGGGCUCCUCAGACAGGACACACAUCACAUGCCCAUAUGUGGCGAGACUAGUGGUCCCUCAUGCCAGCUAGUGCAGACGGUAAAUAUAACCUGAGGCAGCUGGGGGUUGACUCCCUGGGUUCUUGUUACCAAAUAGUUGCUGUUAAAACAUAUACACACGUUAUGUAAGUCUACAUACGAUUCCCCACAACGCCUUUAGGAAUAGACUGCAGAGACAGAUACCCAAAGUGCAUCUUCUGACAAUGUUUAUUGCUUGAAGUCACUUAAACCACUAUACAUGCUCUACAGUUAACUCCAGGUAUAUUUUCAUAUUUGUACGCUGUAACUGUGAGCUUCUGUUGUAAAGAAUGUUGCUGGCUGUCGUGUGUGUGUGUGAGCUGCCAUCGCUGCCAAAGUAUAACUUUUGAUGUUGUAAAGGCUGCUUGUAUGUUUGAAAUAAAACAGAAAAACCCCA